Nyctereutes procyonoides (raccoon dog) is the source of this 1747-nucleotide messenger RNA. RefSeq names its product GRB2 related adaptor protein (gene GRAP). The record is from RefSeq and is a predicted model, not a curated record. NCBI's taxonomy places the organism in Eukaryota, Metazoa, Chordata, Mammalia, Carnivora, Canidae. The transcript is spliced from 5 exons. The coding region runs from base 61 to 714 and encodes 217 amino acids. Gene Ontology annotation, molecular function: protein binding.
AGGAAGCAGGAAGAGCCGACCCUGCUCGGAGCCCAGCUGCUGGGGCCUGGGGACAGCGCGAUGGAGUCGGUGGCCCUGUACAGCUUCCAGGCCACGGAGAGUGAUGAGCUGGCUUUCAACAAGGGGGACACACUCAAGAUCCUGAACAUGGAAGAUGACCAGAACUGGUACAAGGCUGAGCUCCGAGGCGCUGAGGGCUUUAUUCCCAAGAACUACAUUCGCAUCAAGCCCCACCCGUGGUACUCGGGCAGGAUUUCCCGGCAGCUGGCUGAAGAGAUUCUGAUGAAGCGGAACCACCUGGGAGCCUUCCUGAUCCGGGAGAGUGAGAGCUCCCCAGGGGAGUUCUCAGUGUCCGUGAACUACGGCGACCAGGUGCAGCACUUCAAGGUGCUGCGGGAGGCCUCGGGGAAGUACUUCCUGUGGGAAGAGAAGUUCAACUCCCUGAAUGAGCUGGUGGACUUCUAUCGCACCACCACCAUCGCCAAGCAGCGGCAGGUCUUCCUGCGGGACGAGGAGCCCCUGGUCAAGUCGCCCCGGGCCUACUUUGCCCAGGCCCAGUUUGACUUCUCGGCCCAGGACUCCUCACAGCUCAGUUUCCACCACGGUGACAUCAUCGAGGUCCUGGAGCACCUUGACCCCCACUGGUGGCGGGGCCGGUUGGGUGGACGCAUUGGCUUCUUCCCUCGGAGCUACGUACAGCCAGUGCAACUGUGACCAGAGUGGGGCCCGGGGGUGGGGGCGGAGCCAGAAGACCCUCCAUCCACCAGACACUGAGGUCCAGAGAGAGGACAUGGACGCCCCGUCUCCGGGGUCCCACAGGGCUCAGCCAAGGGUCUUGGACUAGAGCAACAAAAGCCAGGCCCCCGGCUCAGGCUGCUUCACACAAACUGGGCCCAUCCCAAGAAUCACGGCGAUAUUCGGUGCCUAGCAGGCAACGGGAGCUCCCGGUGCUUCCUCCUGGCCUCUUCCCAUUGGCUACCAGCUGCGGGGGCUCUGGGGCAGGGCGGCAGAGGCCCCACUCUCUCCAACCAUGAGUGGCCCCAGCCUCAGGGAGAGUUGAAGGUUGCUGGGUUACAUGCAUUUGGGGGCUCUGCCCAAGGAAGCACGGGUGUGGUGGAUGGGUUCCACCUCGGCUGACCAUCUGCUGGGCUGCUUGCCUGCCCCACCCUCAGAUGGCCCCUUGAGGUGUCCUGGCUCCUAGUGGUGAGGGCCAGGCCCGGGGGCUGCACACCUCCUGACCUGGACCAAUGGACUGAUUCCAGGUUGACACCGAUUUCUGGGCUGCCCCACAAAACUUUGGGCUCCACUUGGGUGUCUAGCACCCCCUCACUCUCCGCCUCGCCACAGACACUUUGGAGAGGGGCUGGGAGGCCCAGAGCAGGUGGGCAGUGAUGAGAGAAACAGGAGCCGCUCCCCUCCCGCUGGCCGGACACAGUGGACAAGCUCUGAGGUGCAGGCCCUGGGCACAGCCCCUUGGAAGGACCCUCUACCCUGGCUCUUGUUUGUUCUGCUCAGACUGGGGUGCCCCCCCACCGAGUUCGGGGAAACUAUAGGCCAGGUGGGCGGUCAGGGCCACGACUGGACUUGGAGCUCUCACGGAAUGGGACCCUGGCUUGAGGAAAGGCAGGGUGUGCAGACAAGAUGGGCAAGCAGCAGCAGGUAGCGAGCAGCACUGGCCUGGGGCCUGGGCACCUUUGGGAGCAGGGAGAGUGAGGGGGGCUCUGAGAGCGCUUUGAAUGCCAGGCUG